Molecule: messenger RNA, 1654 nt
Organism: Drosophila willistoni
Lineage: Eukaryota; Metazoa; Arthropoda; Insecta; Diptera; Drosophilidae
Product: ras-related and estrogen-regulated growth inhibitor
Exons: 3
Coding region: 758-1381 (207 amino acids)
Molecular function (GO): GTP binding; GTPase activity
Source: RefSeq, a predicted model, not a curated record
CACUUUUUUUCCUUCUUGGCUUUGCCUUUUAGUACAAAUUCGUUGGCCAUUGAAAUCGCAUGGAUGCGAAUGCGGCCGGUCGCCCAAAAACCGAAAGAAGCGAAUAGAUUAAACCAAAUAUCAAGACAAAACAACCGAAAAAAGGCCACGCAAAAGUUUAAGGUUAAAAUAAAUAAAUAAAUUGGAAAUUGAAAAUUGAAAAAUAGAAAAAUUGAAAAUUUUCGAAUAUUAUUCCCACAACGUGCUUCUCGAACACCAACAACAUUUGGCGGAAAGCACAACACAUGGUCAAAGUGCAGUGCGCGAUUUAUAUCUGAGAUACCUACCAACAAUAACAAAGCAAAAAAAAAAAAUAGAAUAAAGGAAGAAAAAUAAUUAUAAUGCUUCAACCGUAAAGACAAACACAAAACUCAUUUAUUUUCCACGACCAAGACGAAAAAUCUUCAGUGCCCUCUAUUUCGGUUUCGGUUUUGGUCUAUUUCUUUAUUUUUAUUAUUUUUUCUUUUGUGAUAUUUUGGGUGUAAUUUUAAACCCAUUUCUUUUGUUUGUUUUGACAUUGAAAUGCAAUAAGCAUUGGAUAAUGAAAAGUGAAAGAUAUAUACCACUCAUGCAUAGAUUCAUACAUAUUGUGUAUAUACUAUAAGCACCGAACGGAUAUACGUAGAUACUGCAAAUAUUGAACAGAUACACGUAUAAGUGUAUAUAUUAAAUAUAUAUACAAACAUACAUACAUAGGUAAAGCAGAUUCACCAGGAGAAUGACCAGUCGAGGUAUACGGCGUAAAAAGUCCACACUGACGGAGUUAAAGAUUGCCGUAAUUGGGGCGCCCAGUGUGGGAAAGAGUGCUUUAAUUGUCCGUUUUUUGACAAAACGUUAUAUCGGGGAGUAUGAUCAUCAGACAGAGAAUCGCUAUAAACACGAAGCGAUGGUGGAUGGCGAGCCGGUUCUCUUUGAGAUUCUAGACACCUGUCCAAAGGCUGAAGAUGAAUAUCCAAAUGCCGCCGAACUGGUGCAAUGGGCCGAUGGCCUCCUCCUUGUCUACUCGAUAACCGAUCGUAAAAGUUUCAAUUAUAUACGCCGAGCCAAAUCCGAUCUUCAGUCCGAUACACCUGUUCAAUUGUGUGCCAAUAAAGUCGAUAUGGUCCAUCUGCGGCAAGUGUCCCGCGACGAGGGUGAAAUUCUAGCCAAAGACUUUGAAUGCAAAUUCAGUGAAGUUUCUGCAGCGGAUCACGUUGAUCAAGUGGCUGAAGUCUUCAACGAACUCUGCAAAGAGGUUCUCGCCUCCAAGCGCAAAUCCAAGCAGAGUCUUCUCGAACGAAUGCUGGGCGGGGCACGACCCUACAGCAGGGGAAAGAGUGACAGUAAUUUGCCAAAAGACUGACUGUUGCAAAUGCCAAAUGUCAUUUGACAGAGGUAGUGGUAGAUGGGUUUUUUAAUGUAAAUAAAUUGUACAGUUUUUUUCUAAAAAAAAAAAAAAUUAAUAAAAAAUCAAACAAACAAAAAAAGAAAUAAAAGGUUUGCUGACUAUAUCGGAGCAAUUUAUUCCGUAAUUUAUUCAUUGUUGUGGGUCUCACACGUUUCACUAAGAUAAUAGACAAUUGUUUCUUUUAAAUGAUUUAAUCUAUCAGUCCAUCGAUUAAGACUUUUACCGUUA